This is a messenger RNA of Glossina fuscipes, 1163 nucleotides long. RefSeq names its product allatostatin-A. The record is from RefSeq and is a predicted model, not a curated record. The transcript has 3 exons. Lineage: Eukaryota; Metazoa; Arthropoda; Insecta; Diptera; Glossinidae. Gene Ontology annotation, molecular function: neuropeptide hormone activity. The coding region runs from base 257 to 793 and encodes 178 amino acids.
CCGAGUGCAGCUCAUCGCGUUACACCAAAAACGAUAAAAAAAAAUUUAAUGUUUACAUAAAAUUAACAAAGUUUUUAUUUAACCAUAUUGCGGUGUUUUUAUUCGUUAACUUGUUGGCAUUUUGGUGGAUGCAUUUGGAAAGAAAUUUGAUUUUUUAAACUCAUUUUCAAACUGUCUACGCGUGUGGCCAUCUUAUCACAAACGUGAUCCCGAUAAUACUUUGCUUCCACAUCUCGCUCUCGUUGAUACAAUAACAAUGAUGACGAUAAAUUUUACUUGUUUGUUGGUAUUGUUGAUCUGCUGGCUGAAUAUGAAUAUGUUCUGCUGUCAACCGAACUAUGGAGAUGAUGACACAAAUGGAAACGAUAUCCAUGAUGCAUCACAACUCAAUUCCUUAUUUAGUAUUAAUGCGGGCACUAAUAUGGAAAUGGAUGAUCAUGAUGAGAAAAACAACUAUGAUAAGCGAGUUGAACGCUAUGCCUUUGGAUUGGGACGACGUGGAUACACUUACACUAAUGGAAAUGGCAUGAAACGUUUACCAGUAUAUAAUUUCGGCUUAGGUAAACGAGCUCCAUAUUCAUUCGAUUUGGAUAAAAGAUCUGGCUACAAUCGAAUUGAUGAUGAAUUAUUAACCAAACAAGAAUUAGAUAAAACUUUUAAUACAGAAACAAUGUUAGCAGAUGAGAAACGUAACCAGCCAUAUAGUUUCGGUUUAGGUAAGCGUGAGCCAUCGGAAGAGGUUAGUCGUCGAGCUUCCUAUCCUAUGCGAUAUGGCUUUGGAUUGGGCCGUUAAAAGCGUCUAAUUCAUUUUGUUUAAACUCCAAUUAACUAUCGUUGUAACUUUUUACAUUUCACUGGAAUCCAGCCCAGCUUAUUUUAAGUCUACGAAAAUUACAUAAUCACCACUAAUGAAAUACAUGUAUGUAUAUGUGUUCUUUGUUUUUUUUUUUUUUAGCAAUUAGUUGCAUAAACAUUAGUAGUUCUCUUCUUUCUUGCAUGAAAAAGCAAAUACGGAGAACAUAAUUUAUGUGUGUAUGUCCCCGUCAUAAUCUGUAAAAAGAAGUUAAAAUUUAAAAUUAUAUUACAAUUAUUGUGAGCCUCAGAUGAUGAUCACACAAGAAACUAAAAGCCAAUUCAAUUAUAGAAAUUAAGUAUCUAAAAUA